UAUUGUGUGAGCUGUGAUUGGUCACAGCUUGUCACAUGGUACAAGCCUGUUGUGAAUAGCCUUGUACCAUGUGACCUCUGUGAUCAUUCACAGAUUUCACACGUAGUAAGCAAUGAGGUCAGAAGUGACAUCUUGCUUACUACUCUGCAUGUGAUCACUGAUUGGCCAAUCAAGGGGCAAUUACUCUUGGCGACCUCACCUGUCGAUCACUGGGUCCCGGCCGGUGAUUCCCUGCCGCCACCCUGCGAUCGCCGUGUAUCACCGACUCGGGAGAGACCUGUAUAUAAACAAUACAGAUCUCUCCGCUGUCAUCUCAUGCACACUGCUUUG
Molecule: messenger RNA, 330 nt
Organism: Staurois parvus
Lineage: Eukaryota; Metazoa; Chordata; Amphibia; Anura; Ranidae
Source: the annotation of a GenBank genome assembly